AAUACCUUCACAACGUAGACGUGUUUGUUUAGUUUUUUGUUUUUGUAUUCGUGGAAUUUUUUUAGUUUUGACGUGUCCAGCUGCCAAAGAUACUGAUCCGCUAAAAUUUUUUGUAUAGAUAUUUUUAUGAGGCAAAAUCUACAAGAAAAUUAUUGGCUAUAAUGUUUAAGACAAUUAUCACAUUUUGUAUAUUGUUUGGGGUCAGUGUGAAUGCCCAACGCGUUGCUCCCGGCGUCCCACCGCAACACUAUCAACAACCUGUUCAACAUCAGCAGCCACCUCCACAUCCGCAACAGCAACAAUACCAACAACAGCAAGUACAUCCUAAUCAACUGCCACCAGGUGUUAACCCACAACAAUAUCAACAACAACAACAGCAAGCUCAAUACCAACAACAACAACAAAUGCAUGUCCAGCAACAACAAGUGCCGGUUCAUCAGCAAGUACCAGUUCAACAAGUUCCAGUUCAGAAUAUACCCGUUCAUCAGCAAGUUCCAGUUCAACAGGUUCCAGUACACCAGCAGCAGCAACAACAACAACAAGUACCUCAAGGACAUGGUGGUCAUCAUGCACCACAUCAUGCAGGACACGCCAACCAUGGACAAGUGUUAAAUGCAGCCAAUAUUCAAAAUGAAAAAGAGCAUAUUCAAGAGCAUUUGCAUGUACCAAUCGAUACCAGCAAAAUGUCCGAAGCCGAAUUGCAAUUUCAUUAUUUCAAAAUGCACGAUUCCGAUAACAACAACAAACUAGAUGGCUGUGAAUUAAUCAAAUCCUUAAUACAUUGGCAUGAGCAAGGCAGUAAGGAGGGUACUGAUGGUCAACAGCCUCAUGUGGAGGAAAAAAUUUUCACCGAUGAAGAGCUGGUGGCUUUAAUUGAUCCCAUCUUGCAAAUGGACGAUUCUUCGAAAGAUGGUUACAUAGACUAUCCAGAGUUUAUGAGGGCCCAACAGAAAUCACAACAGCAACAACAGCAGCAGCAACAACAACAACAACCACAAAUACAACAGACAUAAUUGGCUCCAUUAUGUGUGAUUUCUAAUACUUAGCAUCUUCCCUUUUUCCCUCAAAAUUUGUGUUUCUUAUGUACCUUUCUUGUUUAACUUGGAAAUCUCCACGACCCCUAUCUCCCUUACUUAACAAUUCCAAAUUGAUAGCUCCAUUUUUCGAAUAUCUAUAUAUAUUUUUUUACACAAUCUUUAGUGUUUUAUUCUCUAUUUUUUUUUUAUUUCAUUCAUAAGUUUUUAGGUUCUUUUUCUACUUUAAAAAAAAUGUUAAAAAUGACUGAUUUAAAAAGCUCAGUUUAAGAAAUUUGAACAAAAACAAAAGAAAAUAAUAAAAAAAAUGUGCAAUUGUUAAAACAAAUGCAUUAAAAACGAACAACCACAACAAACAAACAAACAAACAAAACGAAUAAAGUUGAAAUGACAUUUUAUGAAAGUA
Messenger RNA from Stomoxys calcitrans (stable fly), 1440 nucleotides. RefSeq lists its product as uncharacterized. Gene Ontology annotation, molecular function: calcium ion binding. The transcript is spliced from 5 exons. The record is from RefSeq and is a predicted model, not a curated record. The coding region runs from base 162 to 1013 and encodes 283 amino acids. NCBI's taxonomy places the organism in Eukaryota, Metazoa, Arthropoda, Insecta, Diptera, Muscidae.